GAGGGAGAUGCAGGGUCAGUGAAAUAAUAGUAGGCUGUAAUAGGAGGAAGGAGUGAACGACUCGGCCUCAUGUGUGCGCGCGAAGAAGCUGUUGUUAAUAAGUGACGCGUGUGCGGCAGCUGGUUUUACAUUUUUUGCCCCGCACCCGAUUCUCGGGGUUCGAGCGACGAAAGAUCGGCCACCCCCUCCCCCGCUGCUACUUUCUCCGUCUCUGCUGCAUUUUCAAGUGUUCCAUAACUGAUUUUCAAAGAGGUGCCGAUCGUUCGAUAUAAUCGAUUUUUUAAAAGAAUCAAACGAAUACCAUGGGACAAGUCGAAACGUCGUCCUUCGUAAAAGUAACGAAACGACCAUUGAUCUCUGAUGUCUUCUUGAAAGAAAAAAACUGCAGAGACAUUUGAUGAAAUUUUAGUAUCGGAUUCCCUCGAGGGAGCGAACGAUGAUCGUUCUAGGAUCAGUGAAACAACAAACGAGGACGGUUCAUCAGCCUCGAAGAUAAUCGUUCGUAGAAUCUAGCGAAACGGACAAAAAAGCCCAGUGGAAGACGAAUUCGAAAGGGAAAGGGGGACGACGAGCGUACGCGCAGAUGUGCCACCCUGAAACCGAUCAAGUCGAGGCAAGUGCACGGACGAUGCACAAGUGCCGGAGGAUCUUCUCUUCUUCUUCUUCUUCUUCUUCUUCGUUCGGCAUAUCCCGAGGGGAACGAAGAAGCGCGGCCACGCGAGUGGGCGGCGCGUACCCUUCUCGAAAGCUUCUUCCCUUGCUUCGAAAACAAGGGUAGAGGGGAUCUUUUGAUGCUGGAAGAACGCUUCUACUGAUGUCUUGUCCUGACGCGGCUGAUAGUCGUCGGGAAGACGCGGGAAGCCGAGUUACCUUCUCCGUGACACGCGCUUGUCUUUUCUGUCACCCUUCCAAUUUGCUCGAUUAAGUCGCGAUUAAAAUCGCGUAAGACCGACACUCGUGUGACAUCGCUGAAUGAUAAGCUUAUCACCGCGAAACGAACGAGGAGCCGUGGAAGAGAUCUUUUGCGGUGGAAUUCGAUCGCGGACUUUGAUCGGUGAACGCAUCUCGUAAGUGUACAGUGAGAGAUCGACGCUGUCUUACUGGAUACAAGAGUCGAUGCUAUCGCGGACCAGUGAUCUCGUUGAUAGUGAUUUAAACCAGUUGUGAUCGAAUAUGGAGGAAGAAUAUUCAUAUUAAAAAUCGGUGACCAGGAUGCACCUUGAAGAUUACCACGUGAACAGGAGCGAGGAGAACGUGCAACGAGCAGUGUCGAAGAGCGUCAAACAGGACGCCUUCAGUUCUUCGCAUUUGGCGCCUCUCAAUGCCAUUACCAAUGGCCAGCAGCAACCCUACUGGGUUUCACACGCGGAUAGCGUUUCAUCUCCGGUUUUACCGAACGAUUCCAGUCCCAGGGAAUGCUCGGACUGGGAACAACUGACGACCGUCUUCCAGUAUCCUUGCCAGUAUUCGACGGACGGAUCGCCGGGAAGCACCAGCAGCGAGGCGACCACGCCGACUUGGAACAAUGUCGUUUUCAGCGAGUCGGAUUGUUCCAACGGACAGAGACUUCCCUCCGUUGGUUCCGCGUUCUCUUUUUCCAAAACGUUCUGCAGCACGGUUUAUCCGGAGUACCAGAGCUAUCAGGAUUAUCAGGAGUACCAGGACGACGUAUCAUUGCCUCUCGUCCUGCACAAUCAGACCGAGGAUCAGGGAUUCACCGGGCAAGCCGCGGACGAAUUCGAUCUCAGUUUAAUCCGAGGAGACCCCACAUCUCUAUUGUGCAACGUCGAGUCUCCUUCAUCGCCGUCGUCCACGUACUUGGAGGAACUCCAGGAUCCGUUCUCCAAUUUGAAUGGAUCGUAUCCUGUCGGACAUUUGGUCUCCGGUCAGCAGACUUCGAUUUCCGCCAUGAAUUUCGUCAACGAUGCCGCGUUGAGCGACGGUUUCGGGAACCAAGUCGUUUUACCCAGGGACGAAGGAUUGCUGUUGAACGAUAGAAGAGUUCCCACGUCCAAAGUCGCGGAUACGGAGAAACGGAGUUCGUCGCAUGACUGUUCAACGACGGACGACAACUUGACGUCUACGUACCAGUGCCGAUGGAUAGAUUGCGGCUACGCGUUCGCCGAACAGGAGGGGUUGGUUCGGCACAUCGAGAGAAGACACGUCGAGUCCUCGUCGUCGAACGCCCACGGACACGGACGACGGGUCCAGAGGGACCGGGACAGGGACAAAGACAAGGAGGGCGAGGCCCCUGGAACCGCACAGGACGAAUUCGCUUGCCUUUGGCAAGGGUGUCCGCGCGCUCGCCCCUUCAACGCGAGAUACAAGCUUCUGAUACAUAUGAGGGUACACAGUGGAGAGAAACCCAACAAAUGUCCGUUCACCGGAUGCAAGAAAGCGUUUUCGCGGUUGGAGAACUUGAAGAUACAUCAGAGAUCGCACACGGGAGAGAGACCUUACGCUUGUCAGCAUCGCGGCUGUUCCAAAGCAUUUAGCAACAGCAGCGAUCGCGCUAAGCAUCAGAGGACUCAUUAUGAUACGAAACCGUACGCGUGUCAGGUGAGCGGAUGCGGGAAGAGAUACACGGACCCGUCUAGCCUGAGGAAACACGUGAAGAAUCAUUCGGAGCCGAGCACGUCGCUCUCGAAUCUGUCCUUGGCAUCGGACAAGACAGCCAGCGUGGUCAGCAACACACGCCGCGAUCCAAUUUCCACUGGCUCUAGGCAGAAUCAGCGACAGCAGGCUCAGACAGCGAUCGCGUUCAGCGCGGAAUCGAAUUACCGGACGUAUAAGACUUCUGAGUCUUACGCGGACGAGGACGCGGACCUGUUCCAGACGAAUCUGUGUCAGAUCGAUAGGAUUUCCAUGAACCUUGACAGCAAUCAAGAGUACGUCCCGAUAGAGUCUGUGAAACGAUUUCUCAUCGACAGCAUAGGCGAGCCGUACGUGGACAAUGCAGGAUACCAGGUCGAGGAUGAGGUGCCAGAUUUCCAGGAGCUCGGCUCUGACAUUGAACAACAAUUUCUCGAGCUGAGCAACCUGGAUGACGCGGUUUUCAUCGAUGGUUAAAGGAAAAUCAAAGAGGGAGGAGAACCGGGAGGAACUCCGUGGCGAACGCCAUAUUUCCAAAGACUUGUUUCCAUUUUUUAUACUCGAUUUUAUAUAACUCGAUCACUUUAUAGAUAGAUAUAUUUUUGUACAUACACGAUUGUAUAUAUUAUGAUUAAAUAUGUGGUUUUGAUUAUCAA
Molecule: messenger RNA, 3248 nt
Organism: Ceratina calcarata
Lineage: Eukaryota; Metazoa; Arthropoda; Insecta; Hymenoptera; Apidae
Product: zinc finger protein 76
Exons: 6
Coding region: 1213-3069 (618 amino acids)
Biological process (GO): regulation of transcription by RNA polymerase II
Cellular component (GO): nucleus
Molecular function (GO): DNA-binding transcription factor activity, RNA polymerase II-specific; RNA polymerase II cis-regulatory region sequence-specific DNA binding
Source: RefSeq, a predicted model, not a curated record